ACCUAAUUGCCACUUGCAAUGUGAGACCCGCAUGUGGCUCCAUUCUUACCCGGGUUAACCCAAAACCCCGGCCGCCAACCACCCAUCAAAAAGCUACUUCUCGUAGCUGUUCUUCACUGUUGCUUCUUCUCCUCGGUCCCACACCCUCACCCUUCCUCUUUCAUUGUUUUCUUCUCCAAUUUUUCUUUGUCAACCAGCAUCGGAUAAUCCAAUUCUCUUCCAUUAUAAUAAUAUCUUCAUACCACGAUAAACCCAUUUCCCCAAUUUUCCUUUUGUAUAUACCACGUUGACGCUCCUGUCUGACACAUAUUGGAGUGGUUAUCCAUCUUUUUCAUCCCCUGUUCUCAAUUUACAAAGAAGGAAUCAAAAUUCAUCUGGAGAAAAGAUGCCUGAGUGGUGGAAAUGGAAAUCGCCCAAGAACAGAGAUCAGAAGAAUCAAGAGAAGAGCUUGAAAGAUAACUCGGUUUUUAGCAAGAGUAAUCAGACGCUGUGCAGCAAAAGUUCAUUACCCAAUAAUAUAAAUGAAAAGAAGAACAAUAAGAGCUUUGACGACGCUGUAUCGGCACGCGCCUCCCCACGUUCUUCUUAUACUGCUCCGUCGGCGUCUCCAUCACGGUUUUCGGGUUUUGAUUCGGAUCGUAUAGGGCAUCCUUUGCCUCAGCCGUCCAUAUCACCGACGACGUCGGUCGUGAUGGUUGAUCUUCAAGGGUUUGCUUUGGGAUCCGGGUCGGUUUCUUCCAGUGGAGACUCUUCCGUUUCUUCAGCCGAUAAUCUUGAUCAUGGCCAAUUGGGUAUUUUCAGAGGAUAUGGGGAGGCGAAGUUUAGCCCUCAAUUGAAAAGCCCAGGAAGAGGGUCAAGGGGCUCCAACCACAACCACUUCACCACUUCACCCAAGGUUUAUGGGUUCGAGUCUUGA
Molecule: messenger RNA, 916 nt
Organism: Lactuca virosa
Lineage: Eukaryota; Viridiplantae; Streptophyta; Magnoliopsida; Asterales; Asteraceae
Source: the annotation of a GenBank genome assembly